ACAGCUCUUCUGAUCAAUGGCAUUCCCAUUCCUGCCGAAGCUAGCUGAAGCCCAUGCUUUUGCUCAGGAUCCAGGAAAUACAGCUUCAAAAUAUUAUCUUCGAAACAGAUUGCAAAUCGAUUUAUUGUUGACAACUUCACUUCUGCUAAACACAGUCCACACGACCUUCUAUGUAAUUUUAUGUCCCCGCAUCUGUGGUUUUGACCAGUUGCAGGGUACUUCGUCUGAUGUUCAGCUCAGUUUCGAUCUUCAAGACACGGGACUGCUUGAAAGCCUACUCUUUUUGCAGAUGCUGUGGGGGGCUAGCCCUUUUGUUAGUUUAGAUUAAAACCAAUACUUUAAAAUAAGUGUUAUCUUAGAUUUUUACAUAAAUAUAAAAAAUUAAUAAUUUUUUUUUA
This is a messenger RNA of Glycine soja, 398 nucleotides long. RefSeq lists its product as uncharacterized. The coding region runs from base 17 to 328 and encodes 103 amino acids. The transcript is spliced from 2 exons. The record is from RefSeq and is a predicted model, not a curated record. NCBI's taxonomy places the organism in Eukaryota, Viridiplantae, Streptophyta, Magnoliopsida, Fabales, Fabaceae.